Adineta ricciae is the source of this 444-nucleotide messenger RNA. The record is from the annotation of a GenBank genome assembly. NCBI's taxonomy places the organism in Eukaryota, Metazoa, Rotifera, Eurotatoria, Adinetida, Adinetidae.
AUGCCACGCCUCAUCGAUAAUCUUAUGCAUUUCAAUGGUAAAGGUGACGAGAAUUCGAAUUCAAGUCGACGAGUAGGAAUACAGAAGAGCUUUGUAAUUCUCGAUUUUUCUCUAUGCUAACCAGCUGCUCCUUUCUCUUCACUGACUAAUUUCAUUUCGAAGUUGUUGUGCACACACGCAUGUUAAAACAGAUCUAUGCCAUACUCAAUUAGGAUUGUUGUUGAUUGAGGACAGUGUCCGAGUACUCAGUCUUCCUUUCACUACUUGUAAAUAUAUCAAUCGAAUUAGAUUUAUUCUUCGGCCAGCACGUGUCAACUGUAUUCGAUAUCAGGCGAGUUUGAUUUCCGUUGUCAAAUAGACAUAUGAACAAAAAAGAGAGAGAGAGAGAAUGAGUGUGAUCGAUUGAGUGUCAACAUCUAAUUAUUGAGAAAGGGAGAGGAAAGC